Messenger RNA from Achroia grisella, 988 nucleotides. Its product is annotated as mitochondrial coenzyme A diphosphatase NUDT8. The transcript has a single exon. The coding region runs from base 110 to 766 and encodes 218 amino acids. The record is from RefSeq and is a predicted model, not a curated record. Lineage: Eukaryota; Metazoa; Arthropoda; Insecta; Lepidoptera; Pyralidae. Gene Ontology annotation, molecular function: coenzyme A diphosphatase activity.
UUUAAAAGAAUGUAUUUUCUUAUAUUUUCUAGACUUUAGACCCUAAUUCUGCUCUUACGAAGAACUCAAUUAUAAAUUAUAUUUAAUUAUUUUAGGAUUUUUAAUAGCCAUGUCUUUUACACCGCAAAAACUACUGUCUAAUGCAGUCCGAGAGAAAUGUUUGUCUACUUUAAAGGAAUUACCUUCUUAUUUUGGUAAGGAUCCAAAACCAUCUUUACAUGCAGCGGUAUUGGUUCCCUUAUGUGUCAAUAAUUCAGAAGUGUGCCUCUUAUAUACACUAAGAUCGUCAAAUUUGAACAGUCACAGUGGUCAAAUAUCAUUUCCAGGAGGAAAACUGGAUAACAAUGAAACAGUUUACGAAGCUGCUGUUAGGGAGACUGAGGAAGAAAUUGGUAUUAAUUGCAGUGAAAUUGAUAUUUGGGGCAAAAUGCCACAGGUUCAAGGAAGAGAAGGGGCUAUAUUGAUCACACCUGUGGUGGGCCUUAUUAAGGACUUUGAUGUCAAGAAAUUACAUCGAAAUCCUGAUGAAGUUGAAGAAAUCUUCACAGUUCCUAUAUCUGAUUUAUGUGACAGAAACAGUCAUGGCAAUUUUGAAUUUAACAACUUUUUCUUACCUGUAUAUCUGCAUAAGAAGCACAAAAUAUGGGGUAUCACCGGAUUAAUCACUCAUAUGUUUCUACAAAGUCUUUUGCCAGAAAAACUUUAUGAUUUUAAUUUUUAUAAUAAGAAGUACACAUUAGAUGAGUUAAUGCCAUCAAAACUAUGAUACAACAAGUGUAUAAAUUUUGUUGUGUAUAACAAUUACCUUAGUCUAAUUUUCUUUGUUUUUAAGCAACCAAUAUCAUUUUGCAGCAUGUAGUCAAUUUUUUAAGUUUGAAUACAACUGGUUAGCAUAUUGAAUGAAAAAUUGGUUGCUAAUUAGUUCAAAUGUACUGAAUAUAUUUAUUAAUGGAGUAUAUUAAUAUAUUCUUGUAAAAUAAAAUCAUAA